Molecule: messenger RNA, 1065 nt
Organism: Rotaria sp. Silwood1
Lineage: Eukaryota; Metazoa; Rotifera; Eurotatoria; Philodinida; Philodinidae
Source: the annotation of a GenBank genome assembly
AUGUAUUUAUAUGGUAUAUAUCCAGGUGCUGGUGUGUCGACAUCUACUGGUAUCCCUGAUUUUCGAUCAGGGAUGAAUACUAUUUUACCAACGGGUCCUGGUGUAUGGGAACUUCGAGAUCACCCCGGUGCAAAGCGUUCACCAACAACUCGAACUACAACAUCAACAAAAGCUAUUCCAUCUGCUACUCAUAUGGCUCUUGUUGAAUUAGCACGUCGAAAUCUUUUACAUUUUGUUGUUUCACAAAAUACAGAUGGUUUACAUUUACGAUCUGGUUUACCAUCAAUUAUGUUAGCUGAACUUCAUGGAAAUUCAAAUUUAGAAACAUGUCAAAAAUGCCAUACAAAAUAUUUACGUGAUUUUCGUACACGUACUGCUGCUGCAGUACAUGAUCAUGCUACAAAUCGAAAAUGUACUCAAUGUGGUUCAACACUUUAUGAUUCAAUUAUUAAUUUCGGUGAAAGUUUACCUAAACAUGAAUUAAAAACAAGCUUUGAUCAUGCAAGACAAGCUGAUGUUUGUCUUGUCUUAGGUUCAUCAUUACGUGUAACACCAGCAGCGCAUAUUCCAAUGAUAGUCGCUCAACACGGUGGAAAAUUAGCCAUUGGUAAUUUACAAUCAACCCCAUUAGCUUCAUUAGCUAAAUUAAAUAUUCAUGCAAUGUGUGAUGAUCUUAUGCGAAAAUUAAUGGAAAAAUUAAAUAUUUCAAUACCUGAAUGGGAACUUCAUCGACGAAUACGUAUUACGAUUAAACAACAAACUGUUUCAAUAAUAGGUUUAGAUCUUAAUCAAGAUAUUGCUUAUACACUUUUUUCAACAGUAAGAAUACUUAUAAAACAAAAUACUCAAACAAUAUAUGAUUCAAAACUAAUCAAGGGUGAAGAACCAAUCGAACAUAAAAUACACAUAAAUCAACCAAAUGAGAAUAUGAAUUUAUAUAUUGAAUUAAAUUGGCAAGAACAUUACAAUGAACCAAUGUAUACAAUCAACAUACCAUUUGUCGAUUCAAUGAAAGAAAUACAUUUAUUUUAUAAUCCAAAGACUGGCAGUUGGAGAGAAGAAUAA